GUCUCAUUUGGGCUCCGCCCAUGAAUGUCAUCAGCUGUUUAGCCUGGACCAAACCGGAAGCGAGUGUUCGGGAAAAGCUUGCGCUGAGUCGAAAAAUCUCCCUAAAGUAAAUUGCUGGUUUAGUCCCCGCGCAUGCGGUGCUCUGUGCUGCUUCCGGGUUUCAAGGGGGAGUCUGCGGUCAUGUCGUUUCUGCGGGUCCUCUGCUCCCGCCGCGCAGCUGGGGCCGUCGGGACUCGCUAGCUUAGCCUGCGCUACUACUUCUAUACCCCCCGCAUCUUAACGUGUCUGGGUUGGACCCCUUCUGCUCUGGUGUUGUGAUGGCCGUGCUAACCUCUGGGACGUGUCAGGACCCCCCUCAGGGUUCAGGGGGGCAGGGUGAGCUGGCUCACUCGUCUAAAGACACCCCUGGAUCCGCAGACACCUUUGAGUUGGGCAGCCCUCGCUGUUCGCCAAACCUGGACCUGCUAAACAUGGUUGUGUCUUACAAGAGGAUGGCUGUGUUACUGGAGCCCUUGGUGGAUGUGGUGGAUGUGAUUGGCUUCCUGCUCAGAUGGAAGAUGCCGCUUUGCUCUCUGUCCGUUUGGAUUUUUCUUAAUGUUUUCUUUUGCACUGUGUCUGAAGCGGGUUGGUUCACCUUGAGUAUGAUGGGGGUAUUGCUUCCGGCUGCUCUGGGUUACCUGCAGGACAGGUGUGGCAACAAACGGCCAGAGGAUGAGCUCCAAAGGAGGCGCAUUUAUGCUGUGCAGAGCAGAGACUUGCAGACGGUGCAGAUGACCAAGCAGGAGGCCAUGAUGGAGGUCAAAGAGCUGUUGAAGCACCUGGACGACUCGUUGUCAUCAGCAUGUCAGUCUGCAGAAUCGGUUUACAAGCUUCUGUACUGGGACGAUUACUCCACCUCAUCAAGGUUCUACGGUGCAUUGUUGAUGCUGGUAUGUCUGCUGUACGUGGCCCCCGUGGGCUGGGUGUUGGCUGCGCUCACCAGUGCCUCCUUCCUGUGGAACAGAGACUUUUGCAGAGUUUUAUUGGACCUCCGUAGGCUUUUCCUGCGGGGUCAGAACUCAUCCUCAGAAGGUGUGUGCGAAGAUCGGGAGUUGGGUAGUCUGAUGGAAAGAACCCCCACACCAACCAGUCUGGAGGACCUAACUCCAGGCAGUGUGGAGGAAGCAGAGGAGGCAGAGCCAGAUGAGGAAUUUAAGGACCCUAUUGAGGAAAACUCAGUUUUGCUUCAGGAAGACGAUGAGGCCCCUCUGGGGGCUCCAGAGUACGACGCAGCACCUGAAAAUGGUCUGCUGAGUCGAAAUGAGCCGAUUCGUGCAAAGGUGUCCAAGCUGACUGAGAAACUGCGCAAACGUUACCCCACAGCCAGCACAGGGAACUGUUCCAACUGCAGCACAGUCUUCUCGGUCCUGAAGAAGAGGAGGAACUGCAGUAACUGUGGCAACAGCUUCUGUUCCCGAUGCUGCUCCUUCAAGGUGUUAAGAUCCUGCAUGGGGGCCACAGCUCCGGAGGCUCAAAGAGAGACUGUGUUUGUGUGCGCUAGCUGUAACUCCUCCCUCAUCAAGUCCCAGUGAGCUCCGAGUCUUUUCCUCUCGAGAAACCCGCCGUCUGUGACGUUCUUACCGUUAACGUUCUUCCUUGAACACUUUUGGACCUGGAGAGUCUCAUGAGAGACUGUGGUUGAGAGACACAUUCCCCUUUCUGAGCAGAGAGAAGUGAAGUUCCUGCGGUGAAGGUUGGCGUGAGGAUGAGCCACGACCUGAAGGAACAGACCCCUCCCCCCUGUCUGGAACAGUGCAAGUCUCUACUGAGAGCUUUUUGGAAACCGUUUAAGAUUUGUCUUGUGUUUCCCCUGCUGUCUGUGAAUUUUAGGGUUUUUAGCUUUCAGGGGGGGUCAAACGCACAGCCAUGGCGUUGCUGCUCAGCCUCAGAUCUUUGUUUCACUGGAAGCUGAUUCCUCGGUGGUUCAAGAUGCAUGAAGGUGGAAUCUGAGGCAUUCUUGCUAACGGGAUGAUAGCUGGCUUCACUGGAUCAAAACUGUCGGGAGCCUCCAGAACAUUUAUCCAGACUCUGAGGCAUUAGAUCCUGUCAGUCAAGAUGUUUUAUUAACAAAUCAAACAACAUGAUGAUAAUAAUUGUUUGCUUUUAUUGUGAUCUUAUUGUUCAUGAUUGUAAACUGUAUUUAAACCUGCAAAAAUUCAAUGUUUUUGUUUGAUGUUGUUCUUUCAUCUGUAUUUAUUGACUUUAUUCAAUGGAUGUGCAAAUAAAUUCUACAGGUUUAU
Messenger RNA from Oryzias latipes (Japanese medaka), 2279 nucleotides. RefSeq names its product zinc finger, FYVE domain containing 27 (gene zfyve27). NCBI's taxonomy places the organism in Eukaryota, Metazoa, Chordata, Actinopteri, Beloniformes, Adrianichthyidae. Gene Ontology annotation, cellular component: endoplasmic reticulum tubular network; growth cone membrane. Gene Ontology annotation, biological process: vesicle-mediated transport; neurotrophin TRK receptor signaling pathway; neuron projection development. The record is from RefSeq and is a predicted model, not a curated record. Gene Ontology annotation, molecular function: metal ion binding.